Molecule: messenger RNA, 2415 nt
Organism: Gopherus evgoodei (Goodes thornscrub tortoise)
Lineage: Eukaryota; Metazoa; Chordata; Testudines; Testudinidae
Exons: 2
Coding region: 770-2005 (411 amino acids)
Source: RefSeq, a predicted model, not a curated record
UCAGUGCUUGGAAUUCCUCAUCUGUACUUGCCGUAGUUCUCUUCACAGGCUGUGUGCUUCCUCGUCGGAUACGGGGCUCUGUGAGAUUAGGGUUGAAACUCCUCACCAGAGAGUGUUGUGAAGGCCAAGACAAAAAUUGGGUUCAGAAAAGAACUAGGCAAAUCCAUGGAGGGUCGGUCCAUCAAUGGCUUUUAGGACAAGCAGGCAUAGUGUCUCUAGCCCCUUCAGCUUUUCAGGCUGCUUAGCCUCUCCCCCGGCGCAUAGGACUGAGGGAAACACUACAGAAGGGGGAGUCUCUCUGCUCUGCUUGGGCAGGGUUUCCUUCCUCUGGUCCUCUACAGAACAGUAAAACUCCUCCAAACUCUACUCAGCUCUCCUUCCCUCACCCCUGCUUCAGUCAGAAAGGGAAUUUUCUUAGGUCUUUGUUGGGGCCUUAAUUGGGUCUAGGUUCUCCAAUUAACCUGUAGUAACCUUUCCCUAGUCCACAUGGAAUAAAGCCUUGAUCAUCCUAGGGCUUUUAUAUCUCCCAUCUACAACCCUCUUUCUGCUCUCUGGCCCUGCUGUAUCACAGCACCCAGUGUCACUCUUGCUUCAUGAGCGAAAUUUUUUGUGAUAACCCUGCGUGGCCACAGAGUGUCGCUGUUGCUCUGUGAGGGAAAUGCUCUGUGCAUUACCCUGCGUGGCCACAGGGUGUCACUGUUACUCUGUGAGAGAGAUGAUCUGUGCAUACCCUGCCUGGCCGCACGGUGUCACUGUUACUCUGUGAGAGAUGCUCUGUGCAUUACGCUGCGUGGCCACAUGGUGUCACUUGCUCUGUGAGAGAGGUGAUCUCUGCAAACUCUGCGUAGCCACACGGUGUCACUGUUGCUCUGUGAGAGAGAGGCUCUGUGCAUUUCCCCGCGUGGCCACACGGAGUAACACUUGCUCUGUGCAGGAACUCCUUAGUGCAUUACCCUGCGUGGCCAAACGGUGUCACUGUAGCUCCAUGCAGGAAAUGCUCUGUGCAUUACGCUGCAUGGCCACACGGUGUCAGUGUUGCUCUGUGAGAGACAUGCUCUGUGCAUUUCCCCGCGUGGCCACACGGUGUCACUGUUGCUCCAUGCUGGAAAGGCUCUGUGCAUUACCCGGCAUGGCCACACCGUUUCACUGUUGCUCCAUGCAGGAAAUCCUCAGUGCAUUAUCCUGCCUGGCCACACGGUGUCUCUGUUGCUCUCUGAUGGAAGUGCUCUGUGCAUUACCGCACGUGCCCACACGGAGUCACUGUUACUCCAUGCAGGAUAGCCUGAGUGCAUUACCCUCGGUAGCCACACGGUGUCAAUAUAGCUCCAUGCAGGAAAUGCUCUGUGCAUUACCCUGUGUGGUCACACAGUGUCACUGUUGCUCUGUGAGGGAAAUAGUCUAUGCAUUACCCUGCGUGGCAACACAGUGUUACUGUUCCUCCAUGAAGGAUAUCCUGAGUGCAUUACCCUCCGUGGCCACACGGUGUCACUGUAGCUUUAUGCAGGAAAUGCUCUGUCCAUUACCCUGCGUGGCCACACGGUGUCACUCUUGCACUGUGAGGGAAAUGGUCUGUGCAUAUACUCGUGUGGUCACAUGGUUUCCCUUUUACUCCAUGCAGGAAAUCUUUAGUUCAUUACUCUGCGUGACCACAUGGUGUCACUGUAGCUCUACGAGAGACAUAGUCUGCGCAUUACCCCGCAUGACCACACUGUGUAACUCAUGGUCCAAGCAGGAAAUGCUCUGUGCAUUGCCCUGCGUGGCCACACUGUGUCACUGUUGUUCUGUGAGAGAGAUGCUCUGUGGAUUACUCUGUGUGGCCACACAGUGUCACUGUUGCUCCAUGCAGGAAAUCUUUAAUGCAUUACCUGGCGUGGCCACACGGUAUCACUGUUGCUCCAUGCAGGAAAUGCUCUGUGCAUUACGCUGCGUGGCCACAUGGUGUCACUUGCUCUGUGAGAGAGGUGAUCUCUGCAAACUCUGCGUAGCCACACGGUGUCACUGUUGAUCUGUGAGAGAGAGGCUCUGUGCAUUUCCCCGCGUGGCCACACGGAGUAACACUUGCUCUGUGCAGGAACUCCUUAGUGCAUUACCCUGCGUGGCCAAACGGUGUCACUGUAGCUCCAUGCAGGAAAUGCUCUGUGCAUUACGCUGCAUGGCCACACGGUGUCAGUGUUGCUCUGUGAGAGACACGCUCUGUGCAUUUCCCCGUGUGGCCACACGGUGUCACUGUUGCUCCAUGCUGGAAGUCCUUAGAGCGUUACUCUGCGUGGUCAAAAGGUGUCACUGUUGCUCUAUGAGGGAAAUGCUCUGUGAAUUACCCCGUGUGACCACACGGUGUCAGUCUUGCAGUGUAAGAGAGAUGAUCUGUGCAUUACCCUGCGUGGCCACACAGUGUCACUGUUGCUCCAUGCAGGA